AUGGAGGAGACCCCAUUUGAACGAGAAAUGAGGACAAGAUUGGCAUUUUGGCCCGCUCCAGUAUCUCCAGAAAUUAUGACCAUAAUUUCGGCGGAUGCACAGGAGUACGUGAUGGCGCAAAGGAAUCAAGCCUUCUCACCUCAAGCAGAAACCGCUGCUGUUUCAACUGUGGGCCAGGGAAGGCCAAAAAUACCACAUCAUGCAUUUAAAACUUUUUGCGAGGAUAAAGACGAAAUAGAUGGAUUCUUGCAAGAUUUUGAAAGAUUGUGUGACUUGCAUGAUGUAGAGCAAGCUAUGUGGGUACCUUUGUUGGCAGGCAAACUGUCUGGGCGUGCAGCAGACGCCUACCGGGCUGUACCCAGAGAGGACAGCAAGAAUUAUGACAAGGUAAAGCAGGCGCUAUUAGAAAGGUAUGCCAUUACCCCAGAGGCAUACCGGCGCAAGUUCCGAGAAUUGAAAAAAGGGGACAAAGACUCACAUGCGGAGUGGGCACACAAGCUUGACCAAGCCUCACAAGGCUGGAUACAAGCCAGCAGAGCUACCACCAUGGAAGAGUUACGCCAGAUGUUGCUACUGGAGCAGUUUUGUAAUGGCCUGGCACCAGAGGCUCAAGAAUGGGUGAAUGACCGAAAUCCUCACACCCUAACCGAAGCGGCACGAUUGGCCGACCAACAUUAUGAUGCUAGGAGGCAUCAUAAAAAUAAUAACCGAGGGUAUGCAAAACCCAACCCGCAACCGUUUCCAGUUAUUGCUCCUGCCCCAGCGACAGCACCAUCCAGACCAGCACUUGUGGGACAACCUCCCCACUCCCGUUAUAAUGGCAGGUCCAACAUCCAGUGCCAUGCCUGUAAGCAAUGGGGGCACAUGGCCCGGGAGUGCACCCAAAACCGGAGCCGCAAGAACUGGAAUCAGCUCCGGCAGAAUAUGGCCCCGCGGGCAGCUGCUCAUUAUUAUCAUGCAGAGCCAACUUUGCCAGGAGUGCCGCUUGAGUCGGCUGAUGAACCCCUGGGCGUUUUGCACGAUGUAAUGUCCAUCCAUGCUACUGACAACCGACAACCACAUUGCCAGACCGUGACUCUGGAAGGGAAAGAGGUACAGGGGCUACGUGAUUCCGGCGCUACCUUAACUUUGGUUGCCCCGCAUUUGGUGUCAGGAUCAGCACAUACCGGGGGAUCGGUAGCAGUCCGGGUAGCAGGGGGUGCCAUGUACCGGCUACCAACUGCCAAGGUACAUCUGAAUUGGGGUGCGGGGGAAGGUAUGGUGGAGGUGGGGCUGAUGCACAAGUUACCAGCUGAUGUUGUUUUGGGGAAUGACCUGGGGCAAAUGACUUCCGCUUUUGUGCCCCAAAGUCCUCGCCAUGAGGCAUAUCCAGUGACCACCCGUCAGCAGGCUCGCACCACGGCUUCAUCUUCCACACACUCUGAGGCUCAGGUAAGAGACAAUGUACCCCGUGUAACCCGUGUUUCCUGGGAUACCCCGACUGACUUUGAGGCAGAGGUUAAAAACGAUCCCACGUUGCAAAUUUAUAAGGAUAAGGCGACAGCUGGUCAGACAGGUUUAGAGGGAGAACAGUAUGUAUGGGAGAAAAAUCUGUUAUAUCGUGUUGCUGAGCGGGUGGUAGGGGGGUCUGUACAUGUGACUAAUAAGCAGCUUAUAGUGCCCCAGAAAUACCGGCAGGAACUGCUUAGAAUUGCCCACGAUAUUCCGCUGUCUGGGCAUUUAGGGAUGACAAGAACGAGGUACAGAUUGACACAUGCAUUUUUCUGGCCAGGUAUAUCUAGAGAUGUGAGACAGUAUUGUCAGACAUGUGACAUUUGUCAGAGAGUGGGAAAAAGGGGUGACCGCCACAAAGCGAAAUUGUGCCCCUUCCCAUUAUUGAAGAACCCUUUAGCAGAGUAGCAGUGGAUAUAGUAGGACCACUGUCCAAGCCUAGCCCUUCCGGCAAGCGGUAUAUUCUGACCAUUGUAGAUUAUGCCACCCGGAGGCUAUAGCCCUUUCCAAUAUACAAGCAGAAACGGUAGCCGAAGCUAUGAUGAAGAUAUUUUCCAGGAUGGGAUUUCCCCAAGAGAUAAUUUCGGAUAGGGGGACCCAAUUUACAGCCGAAGUGACCCACCAGCUAUGGAAGUUAUGUGGCAUUAAGCCAAUUGUAAAUUCUGCCUAUCACCCGCAGUCCAAUGGGUUGUGUGAGCGCUUUAACGGUACCUUGAAGCAGAUGCUCAGGACAUUUGGGGAGUCCCAUAAAGACUGGGAGAGGUUUUUACCCCAUCUGCUUUUUGCGUACUGAGAAGUGCCACAGGAAUCUACCGGCUUCUCUCCGUUUGAGUUAUUGUUUGGGAGAAGGGUGAGGGGACCCCUAGACUUAAUUAGAGAACAUUGGGAGGGGGGGAGCAGUGCAGAUGGAGUCCCCAUUGUGCCAUACGUGCUGGAGUUCCGGGACCGCUUGGAGGCUCUAACCUAAACCGUACGGGAGAACCUCCGGGCGGCUCAGCGGCGACAGCGCCGGUGGUACGAUAGGGGAGCCAGAGACCGUAGCUUUCAGGUGGGACAGAAAGUUCUAAUUUUGAAACCUGUCCGCACAGAAAAGCUACAGGCCACCUGGCAGGGCCCAUACCAAGUGGUAGAACAGAGAUGUGACACCACUUAUGUGAUCGGCCCGUGCUCUGGGGUAGGGAAACGACGCAUGCUCCAUGUGAACAUGCUCAAACCCUAUCACCAGAGAAUAGAGGAGGUAGCAGCCAUUUGUGCCCAAUUACAGCGCCCUGGCCAAACCCCUGACGGACUUGACCAAGAAAAACUUGCCACGACAGGUCAACUGGGCCCCAGAGUGUGAACAGGCAUUCCAUGAACUAAAAACUGCAUUAACUAAGGCUCCUGUGUUAACUGCCCCUGAUCCAACUAAACGAUUUCUUGUUCACACAGACACUUCCAUGUUUGGAUUGGGGGCAAUACUGAGCCAAGUGGGAGCUGAUGGCGGAGAACAUCCCGUAGCUUACUUAAGCAGAAAAUUACUACCAAGGGAAGUAGGCUACGCCGCCAUCGAGAAGGAAUGCCUGGCCGUGGUGUGGGCCCUCAAAAAGUUACAACCUUAUUUGUAUGGACAACCAUUCUCCUUGCUCACAGAUCACAACCCGUUGGUGUGGCUACACAGGGUAUCAGGAGACAAUGCCCGGCUGUUGCGCUGGAGUUUGGCGCUGCAGCCGUUUGAUUUCACGAUCCAUUAUCGCCCUGGAAAACAGAAUGGUAACGCCGAUGGGUUGUCCAGACAGACAGAACUUGAGAAAUGAUCUGUGAGCACUCCCCCGGACAUCCCCAAGCCGAUCCGUUGGGAUCAGACUGUGUAUGCCGGCUUGGUUUUGGGGAGCAUUGUGGCAAACCUAGCCACUUGGGACUGCCUAAGAUAGAAUGGUUGUGCCUAUUUUCUGUUGUGUACUGCGCGCCGGUAUAGUGUGGCGUCUCCGGCUAUGUUUAAUUUAUGCUGUACUGUGUAUGUCUGUUCGAAUCCUCCCCAUUCGUUAGCAUUGCUAUUAAAACUGACUAAGUUGUAUAUUUUGAAGUAGAAAGGUAACGGUUUAUGUCCUCGUGGUUUUCAUUACUGUAUGUUACAGCAGGGGCUGUUGGGAGGAGGACCUGGAAACGGUAGUCUCCCUCCAGUCCCCUCAACCAAAACCCCUGCUGCCCAUCUUUGGAAACCCCUGUUGAGUGACCUGCUUUAAAUAUCAGUUAUUUUUAAUAAAGUGACAGUUGAGUGACCUGCUUUAAAUAUCAGUCUUUUUGAAUAAAGUGGCAGUUGACUCUCAGACUGUGUUUCGUCUGGUUCUUGGGAGGAUUUGGGAAUAUUGCCUGCUUCCAGCUUUGUACUUGGAUAUUGCAUUCUACCAGCAGAUAUCCUGGGAUUAUAAAAUUGCAGCUCCGCAACACACUUGUUUUAACAUUGAUCUGGCGUUAUUACAGGAGAGAUUUGUGAAAUGGAUACUAAGAAGACUUCUAAUAAAUCUGUUUAUCCUCAGAGUAAACACUAUGUGCUCGUGCAGAAAUAAAACACAUGACCGUGAGACCAAGCCAUUAACAGUGUUGGAUUUCCCUACUGAGAAUUAUUUUUAAACAAUUUUAUUUCUGUUUACGUGUCAGUCACUUAGGAGAAUCCAUUCAUCCUCAGAUAGGUGCCCUCUUAUAUUAGAUUGGACCACUAAAACUCGCAUACAAUUCUCACCAAACAAACAUCAGCUGAUCGACUCAGCAAUACAGAAACACAAAGGGCAGCAGAGUAGAAGACAUGAGAGCGGCUAUGUGUGGUGUAUUGUUACAUGUUAUCAGUGGUUACAUUGACAGUGACAGCUGUUUAAUUGAGGAGAGAUAAUCCAGAACAGUUUCAAUCGGACAUGGUCACAUCUCAAUCCGGUGAUUAGUUUCAGGCUGGUCACGGCUAAGCGACCGUCUGUAAGUGGAGUCACCUGUGGCCUUGGAAAAGUGGGCUCUCCCAGGCUCAUAUUUAUUGGUUCUUGGUAGUGACCUUCUGUACCUUCCCUCCAAAUAACGUGUUGGUAGUGACCCUCUGUACCUCUAAAAAAAAGUGUUAAAGCAGUGGGUAAACUUGAUCUGGCAGGUAAGGCCGAGCCGGAGUUCCAGAGAAUCAGGGAAACGUCACCCGGAAGGCAUAGCGGUUCUGGCAUCACAGGGUACUGUGUGCGGUUAAGAUGGGCGAGUGCUCUGAUGGAAUAAAUGGGAGGGAGAUGGAAGAGAGCCAAGAAGUGAUUUUGAGGUCUAGUAUAACAGAGUCCUGCACCAAUAAUACAAGAAAUAUGCAGGCUCUGCCACACAUUUAGCCUCCUGCCCAUGCUACAAUAUCUGGAUUUAGAUGUUCACUUUAAACAUCCUCUUGAUUCUCAAGGAAGGAAUACAUCUUGCUCCGGAGAUGGGUGAACAUGGGGAUGGCCUGUCCCUGACCGGCAGUGACUAAUUCAAAUUCUAUGGGUUAAACCUACGUGGUUCAAGGAUUACCGCUAGCUGUUUGUGUGUCAGGGCUUGUUGCUGUUAUGUAUUUCAUUUGACUUUUAAACUCUCUAUGUGUGGGGGUUUGUGUUUAACUGCAUUUUUGUUCAAGGUUGGAACUAAUAAAUAUCAUAAUAAUUAUGUCUGCUAGAAUAACUCUCUUUCAGUCAAAGCCCGAAAACAAUAUAUUUUACAUCAAAAAAGCGGAUAAGGCAGAGAAUUUCAUCUCUACAUUGCUUUCUGCAACUGUGCAAAGCUGUGCAGUCUGCCAACGAGGGCACCUGUCCUGCGUUUACCAAAAAUGAAAUAGGCUCAGUCUGCUUUGUAAGUGGUUUUGCUCAGCAGGCUCACAAUAACUGAGGCUGCAGUAGCCGCAUAGCUCAGUGGUGGUGUGGAGGAAACAUGCCCCUGCUCUGGAUUUACAUUUACAUUUACGUCUUUUCUCAUUGUAAUUUUUUUCUUUUUUGUUAUUUUAAAGGAGGGUCGCAGCUCACACCAUUGGCCAAGCCCCUUGUACAUCAUGUCACAGAACUGAGCUGAUUUGGCUCAUAGAUUGCACUCACGACCCCCCCCCCCCCUUCCCUUUGUGUGCUGCAAGCGCUGUCUAUGUCUAUGCCACGCGCACAUUAGACCUCCCCAUACUAAAGCAUUGAAUCAGUGCUUUCCUAUGGGGAAAAUCUUAUGCUGGAGGUCCUCAUGCAGAGCGUCAGAUAACGGACCAAAAGUCCAUUUGGAUUCUGGAAGUGCAGACAGCCACUGAGUGCAGACUUAGAGCUGCAAUGUUUAACAUUGCAGCACUAAGUGCAAAAGGUACACUGCACCCAGACUACUUCAAUGAGCUCAAGUGGUCUGGGUGCAUACAGUGUCCCUUUAAGGAAUCCUGGGGAGUACGAAGAAAAAUCAUAAUUGGUAAUAUCACUUGGUUACGUUUUCCUGUCACUGUAGAAUACUGCAGUGCCCACCUUCCUCCCAUCCCAUGUUGCUUAAGGGGUUAAACCCCUUCAGUGACUUACCUGAAUCCAGUGAUAGCAUUAACGUUGGUCUAUUUAUGAAAAUCAGAACAAUAAGAUGUAGUGCUUUUCGUAUUUAGAGUGUCUCUUUAUGUAUGCUUUUCUUUAACCCAUUAAGGACCAAACUUCUGGAAUAAAAGGGAAUCAUGUCAUGUGUCCUUAAGGGGUUAAGCUCAGUCUCAGAUUUCAAGAUAGCAGUAGCAUUUUAUAUUCCUACAUAAUGUCAAAUCUCCUAAUGUAGAACCAUUUCUUUUCAAUAGAUUGCUCCGUAGACCGAAAUAAAACCAGUGAAUCCUAUACUUCAGUUUGUUCUCUGGAUUAUGUAACCGAAGAUUAUAAAAUCAAUCAAAUAAAUAAAAAUAAACUAUGUGGCCAGUCAUGAAACCACAGAAUCUGAGGUGGAACAGAUUAGUGACAUUAAUACGCCCAUAGAACAUAUAGAUACUGAAAAUCCAUCCACUCAUAUUAAAGAGGAAUCCGUCUCAAGGGAAGAAGUAACUCUCCCAGACACAGACGUCUAUACACCCACAGAAGAUGCACAGAUAGAAGAUCCAUCUACUCAUAUUAAGGAGGAACCAGUCUCAUGGCAAGAUGGAAAUCUCACAGACACAGACGUCUAUACACCCACAGAAGAUUCACAGAUAGAAGAUCCAUCUACUCAUAUUAAGGAGGAACCGGUCUCAUGGCAAGAUGGAAAUCUCCCAGACACAGAUGUCUAUACACCCACAGAAGAUGCACAGAUAGAAGAUCCAUCUACUCAUAUUAAGGAGGAACCGGUCUCAUGGCAAGAUGGAAAUCUCCCAGACACAGAUGUCUAUACACCCACAGAAGAUGCACAGAUAGAAGAUCCAUCUACUCAUAUUAAGGAGGAACCGGUCUCAUGGCAAGAUGGAAAUCUCCCAGACACAGAUGUCUAUACACCCACAGAAGAUGCACAGAUAGAAGAUCCAUCUACUCAUAUUAAGGAGGAACCAGUCUCAUGGCAAGAUGGAAAUCUCACAGACACAGACGUCUAUACACCCACAGAAGAUGCACAGAUAGAAGAUCCAUCUACUCAUAUUAAGGAGGAACCGGUCUCAUGGCAAGAUGGAAAUCUCCCAGACACAGAUGUCUAUACACCCACAGAAGAUUCACAGAUAGAAGAUCCAUCUACUCAUAUUAAGGAGGAACCGGUCUCAUGGCAAGAUGGAAAUCUCCCAGACACAGAUGUCUAUACACCCACAGAAGAUGCACAGAUAGAAGAUCCAUCUACUCAUAUUAAGGAGGAACCGGUCUCAUGGCAAGAUGGAAAUCUCCCAGACACAGAUGUCUAUACACCCACAGAAGAUGCACAGAUAGAAGAUCCAUCUACUCAUAUUAAGGAGGAACCGGUCUCAUGGCAAGAUGGAAAUGUCACAGACACAGAUGUCUAUACACCCACAGAAGAUGCACAGAUAGAAGAUCCAUCUACUCAUAUUAAGGAGGAACCAGUCUCAUGGCAAGAUGGAAAUCUCACAGACACAGACGUCUAUACACCCACAGAAGAUGCACAGAUAGAAGAUCCAUCUACUCAUAUUAAGGAGGAACCGGUCUCAUGGCAAGAUGGAAAUCUCCCAGACACAGAUGUCUAUACACCCACAGAAGAUGCACAGAUAGAAGAUCCAUCUACUCAUAUUAAGGAGGAACCGGUCUCAUGGCAAGAUGGAAAUCUCCCAGACACAGAUGUCUAUACACCCACAGAAGAUGCACAGAUAGAAGAUCCAUCUACUCAUAUUAAGGAGGAAUCGGUCUCAUG
Molecule: messenger RNA, 7773 nt
Organism: Pelobates cultripes (western spadefoot toad)
Lineage: Eukaryota; Metazoa; Chordata; Amphibia; Anura; Pelobatidae
Source: the annotation of a GenBank genome assembly